This is a messenger RNA of Oryza brachyantha (malo sina), 4372 nucleotides long. RefSeq lists its product as uncharacterized. Gene Ontology annotation, cellular component: cytoplasm. The transcript has 17 exons. Lineage: Eukaryota; Viridiplantae; Streptophyta; Magnoliopsida; Poales; Poaceae. The coding region runs from base 160 to 4191 and encodes 1343 amino acids. Gene Ontology annotation, biological process: chromatin remodeling. The record is from RefSeq and is a predicted model, not a curated record.
UCGUCUUCUCCCGCUCCGUUACCGGAGAAACCUCGCGACGUCUCUCGUCUCGCACCCGUCCUCGACCAACGCACGCAGCAAGAGAGAGGCUCACCUCGAAGCAGCUGCACCGUCCUCCACUCCAGUCUCCAGCGAAGCUUCCUCGCCGCCACCUCCGACAUGGAGAUGGCGGCGGCCUCCGACGAAACCCUAGCCGCCAUCUUCGCCCAGCUCAAGCCCCACACCGUCACCCUCCUCGACCUCAUCCGCAGCCGCACCCCCGCCUCCAAGUCCGCCGCCGCUUCCUCCCUCCGCGCCAUGGCCUCCUUCCUCCGCUCCGCCCCCACACCGGCCUUGCAGCUCUGCUUCGAUUACACCGUGUUUCCAUUGCUCCUGCUCCUGGAUGCCGCAGUGCAAUGCAGGAAGGAAGCCAAUGCAGCAGCAGGGGAGCUCGACAUCUCUGAUUCCAUUGCCGAAGGUGGUCUUGCGUGCCUAGAGGUGCUCCUUACCAAGUGCUGCCUCACCUCGGUCAAUCAGAUGGUUGCAUUGCUAAAAAAAUUAACUUUCGGGGCAAUGCUUUCACCUUCUGAGGCUUCAGAGGAAUUCCGCCAAGGCAUCAUAAGGUGCUUCAGAGCCAUGAUUCUGCAGCUAUAUCCAUGCUUGGACCCCUCCUGUUCGUGCAAACAAGCAACUGCCUUGCCUACAGCACUAUCUAUUGCAAGCUUGGAAGUUGGCUCCAUGGUUAGUCCAAAGUACUCAACACGGCCAGAAGAGUGCUUGCUUGCAUUUCUCCAGUCCCAAAAUGCUUCAGCUGCUGUGGGGCACUGGCUUUCACUACUUCUCCAGUCAUCAGAACUUGAGGCAUCGAGGGGUCACCGUGGCAGUGCAGAUGUUAGAAAGGAAUCACUGAUUACACUGCGUAUUCUUAUUGCCAAGGUAGGUUCUGCUGAUGCACUUGCCUUUUUCCUUCCUGGACUUGUCAGUCGUCUUGGAAGGGUUCUUUACACAUCUAAGAAUAUGAUAAGUGGUGCUGCUGGAAGUGCUUUGAGCAUCGAACAAGCUGUUCUUGGGUUGACUGAGGCCUUGACGGUAGUCUUAAAUGACAAGGAAAAUUUGAGUGGACUUGAUAUUUCCAGUGAUGAGAAUGUUGUUCACUGUUCUGAUGCCAAUAGUUCUAGUGAACAUGUAUUGCAAAUGCUUCGCCAAUUACCAGCCAAAAAAUCUGAGCAGAUAGGCAGUUGUGAAGCUACAGAAGAUUUGACUGCUGAUGGCAGUAAAACCUCUGCUGAUAGAAGAGAACUGCAUGUUAAACGGACAAAAAAAUGGCUUGAGGAAACAGCUAAUAAUGUUGAUAAAUUACUCUCUGCGACAUUUCCACAUCUUUCUGUUCAUUCAUCUGAGAAAGUAAGGAGGUCGGCGGUUAAUGGUAUAAGAGGGCUUUUGUUUAGCUGCAGUUAUACAUUAAGGAAAAGCAAAAUGUUGCUUGUGGAAUGCUUAUGUGUUCUGGCAUGUGAUGAUGCAGCAGCUGUGUCUGAGGCUGCACAAGAAUCUCUUGAUUACCUUUUCAUGCAGGGCCAGAGAAUUCUAACAGAAGAUGAUGUUUCUGAUAUUUUUAUCAGGUUUGUUGAAAAGUUACCACAAAUGGUACUUGGUAGUGAGGAGACCCUUGCUAUUUCGCAUGCUAGAAGGCUGCUAGCACUAACUUAUUAUGCAGGCCCCCAGUUUUUGGCAAAUUAUCUUCACGGUUCUCCUGUUGUGGCUGCUCGUUUAUUUGACUGUUUGGGUUUAUGUAUCAGUCAAAGUUCACAAUUUUCUGGUUCUAUGGACAAACUAAUUGUAUCAAAACCACUGUCUGUUGGAUAUCUAUUUUCAGUUGGUGAGUUAAAGAGCGGUGCCUACCCUAAAGAUGAAAACUAUGGUUUUCAGCAUGUCAUGACUGCAUCAACAACCAGCAAAAUAUCUGUUAUCCAAGAUAAUGGUUUGCCAAAUACAACACACAGUUCAGUUGAUUACGAUUUGCCCCAUGUGCCUCCAUGGUUUGUUCAUGUGAAUAGUCAGAAGCUUUACUUUGCUCUUGCUGGAAUUGUUAGGCUUGUUGGUUUAUCGGCAGUUUCAGGGGAAGAAACCGAUGCUUCAUUGUCUGUCUUUGUUGAUAUCCUACUUGAUCAGUUCAGGAGGUUGAGCACUGAACUGCGGGACAGUGGGCAGAGGUGGUACAUGAAAAGUGAUGCUGGGCAAAUGCUGCGCCAGGCAAGCUCUGCUGUUUGCAUGCUCAAUGAGCUCAUAUAUGGUCUAUCUGAUCGGUCCCUUGGCAUAUGUUUACAAAUAUUCAACAAGAGCUCAGCACAGGCUAUAGGAGCACCUGGUCAAAAUGGUCAGCUAACUGCUGUGGGCCAACGUAGUGGAGGUACUAACAGAAAUGUUUGGAAGAUAAGCGAGCGAAUGGGUGUGAAAGAGCACACUAUUCAUUGCAUAGGAAGUAUUCUGCAUGAAUAUAUGGCUCCAGAAAUUUGGGAUCUUCCAACAGAAUCGGACUCCGAGCUAUCCCAAACAGAAUUCAAUAUUCCCUUGCACUUCUUUCGUGAUACUGCUGCAUUGCACCAAGUAAUGAUUGAAGGAAUUGGAGUAUUUGGUGUUGUGCUUGGCCAAGAUUUUGCAAGCAGUGGUUUUAUGCACUCUUCACUGUAUCUUCUGCUCCGGAAACUUAUCAGCUCAAGUGUACAGAUAAGAAUUGCUUCAGAUACUGUCUUAAGAGCACUCGCUACCGCUGGAGGUUACUGUUCGGUUGGUCAAUUUGUUGUGGCAAAUGCAGACUACAUUGUUGACUCUCUUUGCAGACAGUUGCGUCAUUUGGAUCUUAAUCCCCAUGUCCCCGAUAUUCUUGCUUCUAUGCUGUGUUAUAUUGGUGCUUCUCAUGACAUUUUACCAUUCCUGGAAGAACCGAUGCGUGCAGUUUCUUCAGAGCUGGAGGUUCUCGGUAGGCUUGAUCACCCACAUUUAACCGUUUCAUUUCUGAAGGCUGUUUCUGAGGUUGCUAAGGCAUCACGACAUGAAUCUGUUAGUUUGCCAGAUGUGGUGGAGUCAUUCUUCUUAAAGGUUAAAACCGAAGGUCAAGCAAUACAAAAUUUGAUAGAGAAGAGAAGGGAUACCUCUGCAAUUUCUGCAGAAAGAAUGAAUGUUGAUGCUCAGCCUGAUUUUCUGGGAUUAGAAUAUUGGGAGGAUUUACUUUGCAAGCUAAAUGAGAUGAGAAGAUACAGGAGAAUAGUAGGAUCUCUUGUUGGCUCUUGUGUAGUAGCUUCCACUCCCCUUCUGUCUUCAACAAAAGAAGCAGCUUGUCUUGUUGCCCUUGACAUUGUAGAGAAUGCAAUUAUAUCUAUAUCCAAGGUUGAGGAAGCCUACAAGUGUGAAAGUCGAUGCAAAGCGGUUAUUGAGGAGACAAUUCAGUUAUUAUCUGUGGAUGAACUUCAUGAUGAUAUGGAUGCUACAGAGGAUGUUGAUGAGAAUAGACUACUCCCAGCUGUGAACAAGCUAUGGCCAUACUUGGUUAUCUGUCUUAGGAAUAAAAUCUCAGUGUCUGUUGUCAGAAAAUGCACCGAGGUAUUAAGUAAAGUCAUUCAGAUAUCUGGAGGUGAUUUUUUUGUACGACGGUUUCAUAAGGAUGGAUCUGUUGUUUGGAGGUUGCUCACCCUGUCUCCAUUUCAACGGAAAAGAAUGGCACUGAUGGAUGAGAAAGCUAUUAUUUUACCAUAUAGGAAUACGUCACUUACAUCCGAGGAGCCUAUGGCUGAGAUAUCCAGCCAAAAGAUUCAGAUUGCAGUCUUGGGCAUGGUUGCUGAAAUAUCUUCCAACAAAAGAAGUGCUAUUGCUCUUGGAAGUGUAUUAAAGAAGGUUUGUGGACUUGUGGUAGGUAUUGCCUAUAGUGGUCUGAUUGGCCUGCGAGAAGCUGCUAUAAGCGCAUUGAAGGGACUUGCCUGUAUUGAUUCUGACCUCAUCUGGCUUCUUUUGGCCGAUGUGUAUUAUUCAUUGAACCAAGUGGAUAUACCUUUGCCCCCUAAACAAGAUCUAAGGGAGCUGUCUGACCUUUUGCCCCCUCCAAUCUCAUCAAGAGAGUAUCUCUUUGUGUUGUACGGAGGUGAGGGUGUUAGAUGUGAUGUCGAUCCUUCAUCUGUACACGAGGUAUUCAAAAGUAUGCAGGAUAUGGUCCUAACAUGAGAUCUGGUAAACCGCAAAGCUCAGUCGUGUUAUGGUUAAUUGUUCAUUUCUUUAUUUUAGAGUACCGCUAUGUCUUUCAGGUUUGUUGAAUUUGCCUCCCUGACUCCCUGUUGUCAGCUUGGUACCUUGCUGAGGUACUUGUGUCAUGCUGAGGUCAAAAUGUUACUCCCUCCGUCCCAAA